UCAGAGUAAGUUUAAAUUUACCAAUCCAAACGCUACUUGGAUUCCCGCCUCAGUGGUAAAACCCCGCCCCAUUGAGCACGUCGCUGGGCAUACGGACCAAUCAGCGAAGGUCAUGAGCCUCCUACCAAUCCCAACGCAACUAGCGUCCUUGUCUGUUCCGGAGGCAGUUGUUAGGAAGGCCCACCUCUUUUCCCGCAGUCGCUUGUCUUCUGUCACGUGAUCGCCAAAGGGGCGGGCUCGCGCUGACAGUUCCCCACCGGGGGAUGUGGGAAAGGUGGUGUCUGGGCUCCGCCAUUUUGCACCGAAGGGCCGUACGUUUCACUUCCUAAGCUGUGUUUUCUUUCCUUCCCCGCUUUGUGGCCGGUCCUCUUGGCCACAGAUCUCGGAGCCUUCUCCAACUCACAAACUUUUCCGGUUGCCGAUUCUAGGAUUUUAUCCACAACUAGGCCAUUUUCCCUUCCUGGUGUCCUUUUUGACCUCUUGACCCCUGGCUCAAAGCCACUGCUCAGCUCCCCAGUUGUGGAACUCGGUUCUAAAAUCUAUAUCCUUGUGACAGAAUCUUUGGGGAACUCCUCCCUUUUCCUGUUCUUAAUCCCUCAACCCCUUCUGAAGGCCCCAAAAUGACUUCUUUAUGCUCUGCUCCCAUAGAAUCCUCAGUCCCUCCUCCAAGAACCCCUGCACCCCAGCCCCUCAUUUCACCUCCUCUACUCCCAAAACCCUUGGACUUAUCUUUUCCACUGACUCCCUGUUGCCAAACCCCUAUCCCCCCGCCACCUCUACCUCCUCCACCCCCUGCCAUGCGGGCUGCUCCCCCUCACGUCUAUGGCCUGGAGAAGCACCAGCUCCUGAAGGAGGCCUUGGAGAAGGCCGGCCCAAACCCUAAGGGCCGAGAAGAUGUGAAGAGGCUCCUGAAGCUACACAAGGACCGGUUCCGCAGUGACUUGCAGUGGAUCCUCUUCUGUGCCGACCUGCCGUCGCUCAUCCAAGAAGGCCCUCAGUGUGGAUUGGUGGCAUUGUGGAUGGCAGGCGCUCUCCUGUCUCCGCCCAGUGGCGUCCCCCUGGAGACACUUGUGCGAGUGGCUGUGGACAGAGGCUACACGGCACAAGGAGAGAUGUUCUCCGUGGCAGACAUGGGCAGGCUGGCCCAGGAGACAAUGGGCUGUCAGACUGAGCUGCUUCGCAGUGGCCUGGGCGGCCCCAACAGAGACCUUGUCCUGCAUCACCUCAUUACUGGACAUCCCCUGCUCAUCCCCUACGAUGAAGACUUCAACCAUGAGCCAUGUAAGAGGAAGGGCCACAAGGCCCACUGGGCAGUCAGCGCAGGUGUCCUGCUGGGAGUGCAGGCUGUGCCAAGCCUUGGCUAUGCUGAAGACCCAGAGCUGCCUGGCCUCUUCCACCCAGUGCCCAGCACACCCUGCCAUCCACCACCCUUGCCCAAGGAAAGCUCCUCAGGAGCCAUCUUCCUUCUCUGUAAGCAGGGAAAGAGUUGGCACUACCAACUGUGGGAUUAUGACCAAGUCCAGGAGAGCAACCUGCAGCUGACAGACUUCUCGCCCUCUAGGGCUGCUGAUGGGCGGGUGUACGUGGUGCCUCCCGGGGGGGUGCGGGCCGGCCUCUGUGGCCAGGCUCUGCUCCUCAGACCAUGGGUGUCGAGCCACUAGCUGGGGCACCUGCCUGCAGCUUGGCUUUGUCACCAUUUGAAGAGUGUCCCAGCUUUUCCCCCUGCGUAUAGGCUGGAUCCCCAACCCGUCCCAUCUCUACCCUGAGCAUCUGCCCAAGCCGUCUCUUCCAGUAUUGGUACUGACCCCUCUAUUUCAGGAGACACUGGUGGCAAGCAGACCCUAUGUCCUAUCCACCUCCCUUUCUGGGGUCUACGUCAUCUAAGUCACUGUCACCUCAUUAGAUACCUGCAGGAGGCCACCCACCCACCCACCCAACAUGCUGUUCUGCUCCCAGGACAGGGGCUAAGCCUGUGUUCCUCUGCUUCCCUCUCCUUGGCCCAAGUUCUUCUUCACCCUCUGCUUGCCUGCCUGCCAUGCUGGUCUCAGGUCCCCAGAGGCCCAGGCUAUGCCCUAGCCCUGUGCUAAAGAUCACUCUUCAACUUCUCCAUGUUGACUCAGGAUCGCUUCCUCAGAGAAGAAGUCCUCAGCCCAUGCUGCUACCAGUCCUUUCAAUUUGUGGUUUGAAGUAUGGUGUCAUUAAACUGUAGGGUUUUAAAGCCCGUCCUAGAGAAGUUACCUGUGCAACCCCCUUUCCAACAAUUCCCACCCCAAACAGGAAGACCUGGAUUCCCCGUCUUAGAACAUCUGUUGCACAAAAUCCCUGAGACCUCUCCACAGGAUUCUGAAGUCUGAGACAUCGGAGAGCAUGGGGAUGGCUUUCUUGUAUCAGUAAGAGCUAGCUUGGGUCUCUCUUCCUCUUACAAAGCCACUGUUACCUCAGAGCUCCACCCUGGUGACCUCAACUAAUCCCAAAGACACCUCAGAGGCCCCACUUCCAGACACCAUCAGCAUGUGAAUUGGGGGAGCCAGGUUUCCAACAGAUGAACUUUGGGGAAACUGUCACAUCCUAGCACCCGUCCCCCAUUUGACGAAUGACUAGAUGGAGACCUGAAGUAGUAAGGUCACUGGCUGCAGUCACACAGCUGGCAAGUGGCAGGAUUGGGAUUCAGAACAAGUAGCCUCUGGCCAUCAGCCAGGCCACUAUGUGGACCCCUGAAGCUCACGGCAGAGCGGGCCACAAACUGUUCUUCCCAUCUGUCUAUACAGAUAAAGGUAGUUACAGAAUGAAUGGGAUCCUCACGAGUAAGUACCAGGUGCCUCCUCCACGCUGAAAGGGAGUCUAUCGGUCUCGGUCAUGGCAGUGUUUCCAGUGCCCAGAAAAGGGUCUUGUGUAAGGACACUGUACCGUGUAGUGGUUCUGACCGAUAAAGAGGAGAUGUGACCCCAUCUCAGCCUUGAUGUGUUGGAGCUGUCCCAGG
Molecule: messenger RNA, 2980 nt
Organism: Fukomys damarensis (Damara mole-rat)
Lineage: Eukaryota; Metazoa; Chordata; Mammalia; Rodentia; Bathyergidae
Gene: Actmap
Product: chromosome unknown C19orf54 homolog
Exons: 7
Coding region: 621-1661 (346 amino acids)
Source: RefSeq, a predicted model, not a curated record